UAACGUGUUCUUUCUGCAGCCAGCCUUUCCUAGGAGAGAUGUGUCAUAUCCUUUGCAGUUGCUUGUUUACUGUCUUCCCUGCUGCAUUUGUAAGCAAACUCCGAGGGACAGACUUGGUUUAUCUGGGUGUGCCUUAGUGUCUUUCCCCAAAUGUGGGGCAUGGCACAGCACCGUGAAUGCCCAUCCAUUUGUGUUUUUACUAUUAUGCCCUAUCUAGAGAAAGUAGACCGGGUUUAGGAUUGUUUAGCAAAUUAUAAUUAGAAAAGAAAUGGUAGAGGCGACAUAUGGAGUCGUUGUAACAGUGUAACCCUGCAGGAUAGCAGAAGGAGGGCCAGGCAGGGUGCUUAGACCACACUCUAUCAAAAUGGGCUCAGCCACUGUGAAUGUGCAUGCUGUGGUGACAUGAUCUCCGCAAAUGAAACGUAAAGCCUAAAUCAUCUCUAUCACAGCCCGAUGCUUGAACUCUGGUUUUGCUUUGCCUUUUUGCAAAAGAAGGUUUUUGAAAGUGGAAAUGUUUUUUAAUGAAUGGACGAACAGUUUAUUGGAGUAUGGCAGUAAAACCUGUUCAAAGAAACGGACAUUAGUUAGACAUUGUACCUAGGUAAAUCAGAUUUGCUUUGCUAUCCUGAAAAAAGGCCUUGCCUCUUGCCAUUUGAAGAGACUGGCAUCUGAUAGAGGCAAUUAUAAUGCUGCUUUACUGUAGUGCUUUCAAACCUAGUUUAGCACAAUCUCCCACUGCUUCAUACCCCUACAAAGCAGUCUUUAUUGGUGUGGAUGAUAUAUUACAUUGCUUCUCGUGCCUACUACUGGAUCUUUAAGCUCUACCCCAAAAACAGGAAACACUGGUGUUCGGGCCCAAAAAACGAUGUGGGAAUUCUUAGAUUUAUGUGAUGCUCUUUCUCUGCAUGUUGCGUUCUUGCCUUCACAUGUUGCCUGUAGAGCUUCUUUGCAUUACAAUAAUGAGAUAGAGCUACCUGAUAUGUAAUUGGACACCAUCUGGCAUCUGCCUUGUUCAGUCACCUUUGAAUACCAGCGAGCAUUGGUAUAAGCGCUGCAGACAAAUGGGGUUUGUCUCUUCCACUGCUUGAUAUGCUCAGGGUCUAGUAUAGUACUCUGCACACAGCUGGUGUUCAGUAAAUUGUUAUGGUCCAAAUAUCAAAUGAAUGAAUGCUACUGAAUCUGACUUUUGGCAGUUUCUAUCUUCCAGACAGCAGGAUUUAUUUCUUCAAGUGGUUUUAAACCUGAAUCUGAUUCUGCAGGCUAGUGGUUCUUGGUGGGAGUGUUGAGGCUUUAAAGUUAUCUAUAAUUUUUAUAAAAAGGCAUCCGAGAUCCUCCGUUUACACUUAUAAUCAUACAGAUUAUUCAGAUCUGCGAAGGCUUUGCCAUUUUCUCCUUUUGGCCAUCCAAAAGGACUUCAUUUGACAAAGGGAAGACAGAUCUUUUGCAUAUAGUAAGUGCCAUUCUUUCUGUCUGGUAUCAUAGGCUUUUAAUAGUGGGGAGUGCUCUAUACUGCCUUCCUGGUCACUUGGCCCAUGCCAGAGAAAAGGAAAGGAUGGUUUAUUUGUUUGUAUAGUACAGUGGAACUUAUUUAGAUUUAUUCUGUAUUUGAUUUUGCGUUCCCGUUCUCAUAUCUUUACCUUAACUACACAAUAAAUAUUAAAAGAUUGGCUGCACCAGGCCCAAUGACAAUAGCCAGUUUGAUAAUUCUUAUAUGUACCAAAAUGAAUUCAGAGACCAGAUGGGAAAAGAUUUUGAUAAAACCUCUGGUACAUUACAACUGAAGUCUUUUCAUGUCCAAACUGUUGUGAAACAGAUGUUCUUUGUUUCAUUUGCUAAAUCUGGGAAUAUGACUGCUUUUGAGACUGUCCUCUCUGACAGGUGAUAAAUAUAAGCCCGAUAUUUUUCAAGUUGUUUGACAAAAGUGUAGUUUCCCCAGAAGUCCUACUGGACAGGCUUCACUUUUCUUGUGGGGAAAAACAAGAGUUACAGGAAAUAUGUCUUAAUGACUUAUACUGAAAGCUGAACAUAAAAACAGUAAUUUAACUUUUAUUAUUUUUAGAGGCUCAAGUGCGGUGGUGCAAUCAUAGCUCACUGCAGCCUCCAACUCCUAUGCUCAAGCGAUCCUCUUGCCUCAGCCUCCUGAGUAGCUCGGACUACAGGUGUAUACCACAAUGCCAAUCUACUUGUUUUUACUUUUUUGUAGAGAUGGGGUCUCUCUGUGUUGCCCAGACUGGUCUCAAACACAUGACCUCAAGCAGUCGUCCCACCUUUGCCUCCUGAAGUGCUGGGAUUACAGGUGUGAGCCACUGUGUCUGGCCUAUUUCACUUUAGAAGUAAAUUGAAUGCCACAUGCAAGGUUUGUUAAAUUUAAAAAGAAGAAAGAAAGGAAAAAUAGAAGUAAACUACCUAGUGGUAUCAGAAAUGCCAUAAUCAUUUUUGCCAUUUUUUUCAUUCAUUAGAAUUCAGUGCAUUUUGCUAUCUCUGCAGUAACUUUCUAUCAUAUUAUUUACGUUUUUUGUCUUAUUUAAAGCUUCUGAGAUUUUGGGGUUUCCUUCCCUGAAAUUAAGCAUUAUCACUCCUACAUAGUACUAAACUGUCUAUAGAAUAGUCGGAGUCUGCCCUCUUGAGUUGGGAAGAUCCUAGUUUGAAUCCUGGCUGUGCCACUCUAAAGUUCAUUAACUUCUCUUAGCCUCAGUCACCUGACCUCUGCAGUGGGGAUCCUGAUGCCUCAGAGUGUCAUUGGGAGGACUCACGAAAAAUAGCUUGUACUUUGAGUUUAGUACCUAGUCUGAAUGAUCCAGCAGUAAGAGGGACAGUCGUCACACAGCGCUUUACACACACCUCUCCCGUCACAUGCAGCACUGUUCUUCCUUUGGCUUCUGUUUUCGUAAAUCUUUACUAGUAAAUGUUUCUUUUUCUUUCUUUUUUGAAAUGGAGUUUCGCACUUGUUACCCAGGCUGGAGUGCAAUGGUGCGAUCUCGGCUCACCACAACCUCCACCUCCUGGGUUCAGGCAAUUCUCCUGCCUCAGCCUCCUGAGUAGCUGGGAUUACAGGCAUGUGCCACCAUGCCCAGCUGAUUUUUUGUAUUUUUAGUAGAGAGGGGGUUUCACCAUGUUGACCAGGAUGGUUUCGAUCUCUUGACCUCGUGAUCCACCCGCCUCGGCCUCCCAAAGUGCUGGGAUUACAGGCUUGAGCUACUGGGCCCGGCCCGUAAAUGUUUCUUAAAAGCAUUUAUAUUCAUGGACCUGAUUCAGAAAUUAACUGAGUUGGUUUGUAGGUCUCACUUUGAGAAUUAAAAACCCUUAGGGCAGAGAGCAGAUUUUAUUUCUUACCUCAGAGUUUCCCUGUAGGGUAGGAAGCAGCAACAGCCUAAUAACCAGUAACAAUGAGCUGAUUAAGAAUCUCUAAACCUGGCAAUCCUAAUUUAACAUCCCCUUCUGAAUUCCUACCACACUUUCACACAUUCACUCUUUAAUAACAGGUUCUUUCAAACUGUUGAUGCUUUGUAGCUUAAUAUAAAACUUUCACUUUAGAAAUUAACUUUUAUUUCUCUGCCUUAAUGCUGUAGAUGGUGUGUUCUGCUUUGCUUCAUUAUUAUCAUGAGGAGUUGGCUAGCCACCAUGUAAAUAGGGAGAACAUUCCAGUUUUUUACUUGUGUAGGAAAACACAGCUUGAAAUGUCUAAAUAUCUGUUUAGAGUGAAAUCAAUUUAUACUGACACUUUUUAGUGUUUGAAAGCCUGACUUAAUAGCGUUGGUGCAAGUGUUAGGGAUCCAGGAAUCAGCAAAGUGAUCCUGAGACCCGAGUCCCAGGUUUCCGUGUAAUGUCAGUUGGUCUGCUGAGAACUUUGCCAUAAACAUGUGUGUUCAGAAAUUUCCUUUCUUAUCAACAGCGUCCUGAAUUGAUGAAAAUAAUUGAUUAAGAAUUAAUUAAUCAACCCAGUAGGAAACAGUUUGUGUUAAAUCCAUUGCUAUGCCAGGAUACAUUUUUUAAACUGCUAUUCCCAUUUAUGUUUUGUCAAAUAAAAAGGUUAUAAGAACCUAAAUUCCUGUUUUCAUUUAAGGCAGUGAAUAUUUCCCUCAGGGUAAGAUCUUCUAUCCUUAGAUGAGCUCACCAUCCUCAGAAUGAUUUGUACUCAGCCGGGCAUUAGCUAAUGGAGGUGAGGUCAUGCUAAGCAGCACUUGAGUUUUGCGGGAACCAAAGCUCUGCUCCUGGGAGUGUGAAUUUGGUGCUUUCGUGUGGAAACAGCAGAUGAUGACAAGCGGAUGAGCAAAUGUGCACGUGUCUGCUGCUUUAAUAAAGGUAUCCAUGGAGAACACUGAAAACUCAGUGGAUUCAAAAUCCAUUAAAAAUUCGGAACUAAAGAUCAUACAUGGAAGCAAAUCAGUGGACUCUGGUAUAUCCCUGGACAGCAGUUAUAAAAUGGAUUAUCCUGAAAUGGGUUUAUGUCUAAUAAUUAAUAAUAAGAACUUUCAUAAAAGCACUGGAAUGGCAUCUCGGUCUGGUACAGAUGUGGAUGCAGCAAACCUCAGGGAAACUUUCAUGAACUUGAAAUAUGAAGUCAGGAAUAAAAACGAUCUCACACGCGAAGAGAUUGUGGAACUGAUGCGUAAUGUUUCUAAAGAAGAUCACAGCAAAAGGAGCAGUUUCGUUUGUGUGCUUCUGAGCCAUGGUGAAGAAGGAAUAAUUUUUGGAACCAAUGGACCUGUUGACCUGAAAAAAAUAACAAGCUUUUUCAGAGGGGAUUGUUGUAGAAGUCUAACUGGAAAACCCAAACUUUUCAUUAUUCAGGCCUGCCGUGGCACAGAACUGGACUGUGGCAUUGAGACGGACAGCGGUGUUGAUGAUGACAUGGCGUGUCAUAAAAUACCAGUGGAGGCCGACUUCUUGUAUGCAUACUCCACAGCACCUGGUUAUUAUUCCUGGCGAAAUUCAAGGGACGGCUCCUGGUUCAUCCAGUCGCUUUGUGCCAUGCUGAAGCUGUAUGCCAACAAGCUUGAGUUCAUGCACAUCCUGACCCGGGUUAACCGAAAGGUGGCAACAGAAUUUGAGUCCUCUUCCUUUGAUGCUACUUUUCAUGCAAAGAAACAGAUUCCAUGUAUUGUUUCCAUGCUCACGAAAGAACUGUAUUUUUAUCAGUAAAGAAAUGGUUGGCUGGUGCUUUUUUUUAGUUUGUAUGACAAGUGAGAAGACAGUAUACCUGCUGCUGUCUUCCUCUCUCAUUUUAACCUGCUCUCAUGCUGCAGAGGGUACUUUGAGACAUACUCCUUCCAUCAGGUAGAUCCACUAUGAAGCUACCUCAAACGUACAAUCAGGUAGUUGCAACUGAAUUGAAUUAGAAGUAAAUAAAAAUGGAUACCGGUGCAGUCAAUAUGAAAGGCAAUGGUUGUUGAUUUGUAGCUUCCAUGACUAGCAAGUUAUAGUGAUGCUAUGCUACGCAUUUUCAAGGAAUUGUGAAGAAGUAAUUGAAGUCAUGAAUUUUUAGGAUAUUCCUCCCACUUAAGACUGUGUAAUCUGGUUUUGUCACACUGUAGAAAUGAUGUGGAAGAACUUAGUCAUCUGUGGGCGUGCUCAAAAGCGCGAACUUUUCUUUAGAAUUGAUAUGCAAAUGUGAGUCAACUGCCUUUUUAAACCAUUUACCUGGGAUAAUGGUUUUGUAAUUUUUGUCCUAAACACCUUUGUUGUAAAAAAAAAUUAAUAAUGCUGUUUAAUAUUGAGAAAGACACUAAGUAUUUUAUGUGAGAGAAAGUGUGAGGAAGCUAGGUUGACUCUCAAGGCUAAAACAUAACAUUUGUAGGGGUGGAGUUUUAACUGUGAGGUGCUACAAUGCAGCUGAUCCACCAGCAGAAAUACCUUCUGAUUUGUCCCUACGCAAAUCAGUUGAGCUUCACAUACCAGCAAUAGAUCUGAAGAGCUAUUGUAUAAGAACCCCAAACUGUUGAUUACCAGCCUGAUCAUGUGAAUAAAUUAUAUAGGAACAUAUGAAAAUACAGCUUACAUAAUAAAAAGUAGAAUGUGAGGAAAGCAAUCAAUGCAUGGGAUGAGCUGUCUGUAACGUGAGAGCAGAUGGUUUGAGCCUGAGCGGAGACACAGCACAGCCUGUUCCAUGCAGGCAGAACCAUAGACCAUGGUUUCAGGAAGGGCCUGCAGCUCGCUUCUUAAUACACUGGUGUGUCUGGAAGUUGCCGCCAGGGCCCCACUGCCAAGUAAGAAAGUGAACCAAAUCAGAAACUUCUGAAAUGGAAAUGUAAAGGUGGUGAGUCACAAUAAAACUCUUAGCACUCUUUGUAGUAAAAUUCUUAAGCAUGUUAUAUUCUGUUGAUGUUUACAAUCAAAGGAAAAUAGUAAUGUUUUAUACUGUUUACUGAAAGAAAACGACAGUGGCAUAUAGGACUCUAGAUGGCUUCCAGCCAGAGGCCAGAGCUGCGCACCCAGCCCGGGAGGCAGACUCUAGGCCUCCCCACUCAGCAGGUGCUGAGCCCUCACUACACCGAGUCUCACCUGCUUUCAGUCUGACAUUUCACAGGAGAUUUCUUGUUGCUCAAAAAAUGAAUUCGCAUUUGUUAAUGACAGGGUUUUUUUUUUAACUAAAUUUGUAACUUUUGUAAAUACACGUAGCAGGUAAUGAUAUCUUAAAGUGUUUUCCUGUGUGACAACUUUGUACAAAUUUUCCUUUUUUUUCAAAAUAUAGAUUCAAACUUAAAAUAA
This is a messenger RNA of Callithrix jacchus (white-tufted-ear marmoset), 6708 nucleotides long. It is a transcript of the gene CASP3, whose product is annotated as caspase 3. Gene Ontology annotation, molecular function: cysteine-type endopeptidase activity. The record is from RefSeq and is a predicted model, not a curated record. Gene Ontology annotation, cellular component: death-inducing signaling complex; cytoplasm. Lineage: Eukaryota; Metazoa; Chordata; Mammalia; Primates; Cebidae. Gene Ontology annotation, biological process: neuron differentiation; apoptotic process; erythrocyte differentiation.